UGGUUUCAAAAUGUUGCUGAACCCUCCCAACAGCAAUAGACAAUGGAAACAUGAGGAUUCAGUCAAACUGGUUAUUUGGCAUCAUAUAGACCAUUAUUUCCCAACCCACAAGUGCAUUGUGGCAUUUGGUGACUGGGAAGACGCCCUGGGUGUGUAUCAUAGUCCAAGGUUUCCCCAUUUCCCCGGGUUUCCUGUCUCUCAUCCGUCUGACUUCUAACUAUCACUGCAACCGUAUCUCAUUCUUCAGCCUGAUGUCACAUGCCGAAGAUCAGAAGUUCCUAAUCCAUCGGAGUCCUCAGUAGCAGGCAUUCCAAUGAUGUGGCUGUUUUUAACAACAACCUGUUUGAUUUGUGGAACUUUAAAUGCUGAUAAAAUCUUUCAAUUUGAAAGAGGAGCGAAUCCUGAAACUUGGAUGAAUACUAGUGAAAUCAUCACCUAUAAUGGCUACCCCAAUGAAGAGUAUGAAGUUAUCACUCAAGAUGGGUACAUCCUCAGCGUCAACAGAAUUCCUCACGGGCGAAGAGAUACUAGGAGUGCAGGUCCCCGGCCAGUUGUGUACAUGCAGCAUGCCCUGUUUAUAGACAAUUCCUCCUGGCUUAAGAAUUAUGCCAAUGGAAGCCUUGGAUUCAUUCUCGCAGAUGCAGGUUACGAUGUCUGGAUGGGGAACAGUCGGGGGAAUGUUUGGUCAAGAAAACACAAGACACUGUCAGUGACUGAAGAAAAAUACUGGGCCUUUAGUUUUGAUGAAAUGGCCAAAUAUGAUCUCCCGAGCAUAAUAGACUUCAUUGUAAAUAAAACUGGGCAGGAGAAGUUGUAUUUUGUUGGACAUUCACUUGGCACUACAAUAGGGUUUGCAGCCUUUUCCACCAUGCCUGAAGUGGCACAGAGAAUCAAAAUGAAUUUUGCCUUGAGUCCUGUGGCCUCAUUCAAAUACCCCAAGGGUAUUUUUACCAGUUUUUUUCUACUUCCAAGUUCUGUAAUCAAGAAAUUGUUUGGUACCAAAGGUGUCUUUUUAGCAGAUAAGUCAGAGAAGCCACCUUUUGCCACAAUGUGCAACAAUAAAAUAUUAUGGGUGCUAUGUCGUGAAGUAAUGGACUUAUGGGCAGGAUUCAUCAGGAACAAUCUGAAUAUGAGUCGGAUGGAUGUGUACAUGUCACACUCUCCCACUGGAUCGUCAAUACAGAACAUCCUCCAUAUAAAGCAGCUUUACCGAGCUGAUGAAUUCAGAGCUUAUGACUGGGGAAGCGAAGCUGAGAACAUGCGUCACUACAAUCAGAGUCGUCCCCCACUGUAUAACUUGACUGCCAUGACAGUGCCUACUGCUAUUUGGGUUGGUGGAAAUGAUGUCCUUAUAACAAUCCAGGAUGUGGCCAGGGUACUCCCCCAAAUCAGGAAUCUCCAUUACUUCCAGCUAUUGCCAGAUUGGAACCACAUUGAUUUCAUCUGGGGCCUUGAUGCUCCUCAACGGAUGUACAGUAAAAUCCUCGAUUUGAUGAAGACAUAUUCCUAACUACAAUACAUCCACUUUUCCAUUAAAGCUUGCUUUCAACCCCAGGAGGCUUUGGGAAAAAGAAUAAUCAGCAGUGAGGUCUACUCCAGCAUCCUCCACCUUGUUGAUGUUGCUGAAUGUUCCCUUGUCAAGGAGUCUCAAGGAGAACAUCCCCCAAUCAAUGGUAUCCCACAGAUUUUCCACUGGUGAUUUGCAUUCUUCAUGAACAAGGAGGAAGAUCUUUCUCCCUGUCUUGCUGAUUCACACACAUACAGAACCAAACAAGAGACAGAAAGGAAAAUUCCUCAAGGCAAGCCUCAUGUAGUGCUAAGCAUGGAGCAGAAUUCUCCCUAAACAUCCCCAUUCUUGCCUAAUUGUAAGUAGGUUGGUGUUCUCCCAAACUGUAGUCAUUCACAUUCCUCACUCACCUGUGCCAUACCUGCAUGCCACCUAUGAUACUGCUUUUACAAGUAUCAGACUCAGUUUGCUUAUUUAUAUUUUAAAAAACCUGUUUGGAGCUACUAUAAAUGGGAGGAAAGGGUAUAUUUACCCCAACUUGAAGAUAAACAUAAACUGUAACAAUGAAAAGCAGAUAAUCGAUAAUAAAAUUCCUAGAUGCCAUGACUAGUCAAGGCCCCUGAGUUUUAGAACUGCCAUCUUUUUGGUAAACGUGUCCUCUUGAUUUGAAAGGGAGAUUGGCAGGUGCUAGAAACAAAGACAUAAACCAGAGUUUGGCUUUCUCCUUACGCUCAGAAGGUUGAAAGAAAUUUGACAGUGAGUCUUUGCUAGGAUGUAUCAUGGCCCCAAAGAUGUCCAUGUCCUAAUUCAAGAAACUAACCCUACCCCUUAUAUGACAAAAGAGACGUUGCAGAUGUGACGAAGUUAAGGUAGUUAAGAAACUUGAGGUGAGAAGUUUAUCCCGCGUUAUCUGAGUGGGCUCAAAGUACUUACGGGGUCCCCAUAAGAGGGAGGCAGGAAAGUCACAGUCAGAAAAUAUGACAAUGAAACAACAAGAAGCUGGAGUGAUGCACUGAGUCAAGGAAUGCUGGCCGCCUCUGGAAUCUGGAAAAGGGAAGGAAACAGAUUCUCCCAGAAGUUUCCAUAAGGAAUGCAGCCCUACACCUUGAUCUUAGAUUUCUGAUCUUCAGAACUGUAAGAGAAUAAACUUACAUGAUUUUUAAGCCACUAAGUUUCUGGUAAUUUGUUACAGCAGCCAUAGCAAACUAGUAGAGGGACUAGCUCUCAUACUAUGUGAUUCAAUGCUAUUUAGUACCAUAUGUGUGUAUUGGCUAGAAUAUUUCAUAGCCCCUGUGGUACAUAGCCUACACUUGGGGAAACACUGCCAACAAACUCACAAGGUCAUCAUGGAAAAUGGUAUUCCAUAGACUAACGCGACUGCAGAAGGAUUUAGGCCUGAGGCAGUGAAGCUGGUUGCUAAGAUGAUGGUUGAUUAUAGGGGAAGCUCUGUGUGGUCAGUGUCCUGCUUCCUCCUCUACCUUGACUCCCUUUAUACUGUGGCAUCCGAGCUGAGACACCAUUCCUGAAUCAGCCCUCCUUCCGCAAAUGGACUCUGUGCUGAGGUAGGUCAUCGCUAUGGUUCUUUCUGCUCUUACAUUCCAGUGCCUUUCCUUUAAAUUAAAAUAGGCUUGGGAAUAUUUUCUUACAUUAAAAAAGAUUUAUUUUAUUUUUGUUUCAUUUAGAAAAUAGAGAAACUAACAAAGAAAAUGAUGAGCAAUAUCAUUACCACUAAAAGAAAAACUACUUGGUUAAUAUUUUAAUAGAUUUCUCUCUGGUCCAUUUCUGUUUAUGUCCGUUUAUAACUUUAAAAUAUUCAAUAAACGCUAUUUAGUAACCUUCAUUUUCCCCAUUAAAAUAUAUUAGGAAUACUGUUGCAUUACCUACAACACAUGUCUACAAUAUAUUUAUAAUGAGUGAAUAGUGCUCGGUUGUAAGAAUGAACUAGAAUUUAUCAAACCACUUCAUUCACAUGGUUGUUCAUGUCAUUUUUAAUUUUUCACUCUGGUCCUUUUGUUCACCAUGGAUGGCUCCUAGAAAUAAGUUUCUGAAUUUAUAUUUAUUUUUUAUACAUAUUGCCAAAUUUUCCAUCAGAGAGUUUACAUUGAAAAAAAGGGACAUUUUUAAAAUAUAUAUUUUAUUGAUUUUUUUUACAGAGAGGAAGGGAGAGGGAUAGAGAGUUAGAAACAUCAAUGAGAGAGAAACAUCAAUCAGCUGCCUCCUGCACACUCCCCUACUGGGGAUGUGCCCGCAACCAAGGUACAUGCCCUUGACCGGAAUCGAACCUGGGACCCUUCAGUCCUCAGGCUGA
Molecule: messenger RNA, 3815 nt
Organism: Myotis daubentonii (Daubenton's bat)
Lineage: Eukaryota; Metazoa; Chordata; Mammalia; Chiroptera; Vespertilionidae
Gene: LIPN
Product: lipase family member N
Biological process (GO): lipid metabolic process
Molecular function (GO): hydrolase activity, acting on ester bonds
Source: RefSeq, a predicted model, not a curated record